Molecule: messenger RNA, 3445 nt
Organism: Myripristis murdjan (pinecone soldierfish)
Lineage: Eukaryota; Metazoa; Chordata; Actinopteri; Holocentriformes; Holocentridae
Product: ewing's tumor-associated antigen 1 homolog
Exons: 6
Coding region: 197-2203 (668 amino acids)
Biological process (GO): DNA damage response; replication fork processing; positive regulation of protein serine/threonine kinase activity
Cellular component (GO): nuclear replication fork
Molecular function (GO): protein serine/threonine kinase activator activity
Source: RefSeq, a predicted model, not a curated record
UAGGCUGGUGACGUCGCAGAGCAGCAUGGCGGCUCGCAGCUAGCGAAAGAAUAAAAACAACCCCAGCGAGUGAGACAAAGUGUAAAGAGUCCCAACGCGGAUAUAUCGCCACGACCGAGUUGUUUGCCGAUCCGUGGAGUUGUUAAUGAAAUAAUGCGCAGGGGACAUGAUGAGUUGAGCGCAGUGUUGGUGCAGCAUGUCAGAGCAGGGGACGCAUGAUGCUCACUGUGGCUUCAGUGAAGUGUGGCGGAGUGUGACCAAACUCUCUCACAACGCACUGCAAGAAAGCAGAGCCGGACAGCAGGCCUCUGCAACAACAGCUCAGACUUAUAAAGAUUUACAGAGCCCUAAACGCAUACCGUGCAGCAGAUACCCUGGCUUGAAUAAUGUGGACUCUCCAGGUGACGGAGAACCUUCACAAGAUAUUAUCUGGGAUCCCACAUCUCCCCCUCAUGCUGACGGGAGGGGGCUCCGAAACACCAUAGUGGUGGAAAUAUCAGAUAUUGUCAACCGUAUUGCUCCAAAGGAUGCAAAACCAGCUGGAGUUGAAUCCCCCCUGCUGCAGUGGAUUGGCGACAGUGCUGUACCAUGCACUCCAGAGGUUCCCCAGCCAAGAGUCAGGAAGAAGUCCACUCGGCAAAGCAAUGUGGAGGACCUAAUGAAACUGGCCAGACAGUUUGACAAGAACAUGCAGGAAGACAGUGAGACAUCAGAACAGCUUAAUACAAUUAACACUAACGUCUCUGAAUGUGGGAACACUUCUGAAACAAAACCAGCUGAGAAAACAUCCCCAAGCUUUGUGAACGAACUGAAAUCUUCAUCCACAUCAGAUCAAGUGGAGGCUGAGCUGCAUGCUCUGUUUGACUCUUCCACUCAGAAAGUCAGUGGCCGGCUGAGCCAGGGUUCAUCAGUAUCUGCUUGUUCACAGGAGCUAAAAGGACAACCUCAGACUUCAACCACCGGUCAGCCUCAACAGUCAGUGGUGAAGUCGACUAACAAGCCUGAUCUAUCUGCACAUCUUGCCACAAAUAAGGAGAACAAAUGUGAUGAGUUUGAUGAUGACUGGGAGAAUGAUGACCUACUUAAUGACUCUUUCGUGCUGGCAAUGACCCAGAAUCCUGACCCACAACACGGCACCUUACCUGAAAUCACCUUGGAGACUAACACUAGGCUGAACACUACCGAAAAAACUUCAAAGUCCACUGUAAAUGUGCAGUCUUCAUAUGCCUGUCAGACUUCAAGGCUGCUCCUUAAGCCAAGCUGCAGUGCCCUCCAGGAAUUGUGCCCCAAACCAAAGACUUCCAGUAGAAGCACCUUCAAGUUAGAGCCCAACCCUCUCUUCCAGGCCAAGGUGGCUACAGCCAGAGACGUAUCCAAGCCUAACCCUACUGCAGUACAAUCUUCUAAAUCACAGACAUCUGACAGGAAAUAUGCCACCACAAAGCCAGCCUCAUUUAAAGAAGUAUCUCCUCCUCAGCCUCACAAGAUAACCUCUGGCCAGGUAGUUAAGUCGGCCAGUGUAGCUGCAGACAUUUCAGAUACAAACAUGAAGACCCUUUUCAACUCUGAUUGCAUGUGGGAUGAUGGCAAUGAUGACGAACUUCUCUACCAGGUGUGUGACAAUGUGGAAAGGAUCUCCAGCAGUCAGCCAGAGCAAACAACCCCUACUGAUAGCAAAGAAAAACAAGACAUUGCUGGAGACAGACAUCUAAAAACAACUGUGCCUUUGCCAAUUGAGAUUCCAAGCUCCAUUAGCACCAAUACCAGUACCACCAACAGACAGACACAUGCUUUUGUUCGUUCUAACUCAUUACCAGGGAUGAAUUGUGAAACCGAGAACAAUCAGGGAUGGAACAUUCCCAUGAAAGGUACUGCUAGUAAACCACAGAUGUCUCAGAGCCUCCCUGGGAGUCGUGUGGGUCUGAGCACAUUUAGCCAGUUCGGGGACUCCUCUGGAUCUUUCCAGGCCACGAAUGCGAAUGUGGAUACACCAACACGUACAGUGACAGCAAGGCCACCACAGAACUCCAAGUCCCAUCAUGCAUCCUUCAAGAGAAACCUGUCAGACUCAGUGGCUCUGAGCAGCAAAGUAUUCGUCACAAGCCAGAUGACGGGGAAGUGCUCCGCAGCCGAGAUCGAGAGGAAGAAACAGGAAGCUUUGGCCAGGAGACGACAGCGAAUGCAGAACACCCCAAAACCAUAGCUUCUUCCUAACUGCAGGGACACUGGGAUCAUACUACUAAUACAGACACUACCUUACCGUAACUGAGAGGUCACAGGUUCGAUCCCAAGCCAGUAACAACAGCGAGUGCAUCCAACAGCUGUGCAUCCUGUCCAAGUGUCCUUAAACAAGACAUUGAACUCUUAAAAAGACAUUGAAAUAGAAAUUUAAACGUGACAUUCAGGUACAAUUUUACAACAAAUGUAGUUUGCUACUAGUCACACUUGACUAAUAAAUGAGUGAAGAGAAGUCCUAACAUACCAUUUCAAUGGCCCAGGCCCAUCUUUAUUAAGGCAGGUAAUAUUAAUAGUUCAGUAUUACAAUACCAACAUGUUAAGGUUCAUUUGAUUUACUUUGUACAGUAAAGACCUGGUUUCUGUUGAAGACAAGUUAAUUCCUGCUGCCCUUUUUAGCUGCUAAUGUAAAAACAUGUUUACGAGAAGGAAAUAUUGUGGAAGCUCUGACGUAAGCCUCAGACCUGAUGCUCGGAUAAUAUUGAAAGCAUUUUUCCCAACUGUUUUUAGUCUUUAAUUUAGGGAAAUAGUUUUCACACAGUAAGGUCCAAAAAUCAUUCCAAAUGCUACUGACUACCACUGACUAAAUGUUUCCAGCAGUGUCAUUUCAGUUCUUUGCACCUAUUUUGGCAAAAGAAAAAUAUUUUUUUGCCAUAAGUCAGCUUCAUCAUAGUGAGAUUUUUCAGACUGCCAUGUUAAAGGUUGUGUGUUGCUUAUGUGAGUGGCAUUUAAGUCUUUAUCUGACCCAGCUAAAAUAUAUGGUUAUUGACAUCACUGUUACAGUGGACACCAGCAGUGACUGCUGUAUUCUGUAUAUUUAGUAAGAGAAACUGUAUCUGCUAUUUGUGUGCCAGGGGUUGGCAUUUCAUGACAUAAUUGAUUUCUGACCUUUUAAUUUCUGGCUUGCCUCAGAAGUGAAUCAAGAUUUUCUGAUUUUGUAGGACAGUCACAAAUCAGUAGAUUUCAAUCUAAACUUUUUAGUCUGCGUCUUUGUUUUCCUUUGUAUUUUUUGUUUUGCAUGUCAUGAUUUUAGUUAAAUCCUUUCCAUUUUGCACAGGUCAGAAUAGUGAUAUAAAGACAGUAUUAUGCCACAGCUGUGUAGCCACAAUUUACUUUAAUAAGCAUCCUAUGCACCUUGCCAUUUGUACACAUGUCCUGUUAUCAAUAAAUAACAGUUCAUCCAUUAAUAAAAACACACCAUGAAAAUGUA